CAAACACGUCUCGACAUAUCGCAAUCAUGUCAACAUUCGGCGGUCCCGGCGGUCGCCAAGUCAUCGCAAAGCCCACACCACCCGAGCGCGGAUCCUUCCCUCUUGACCACGAUGCCGAGUGUCAACACAUCAUGAAGUCAUACCUCCGCUGUUUGCGCGCCCAUCGCGGAAUGAACGACGACGAAUGCCGCAUGCUGAGCAAGAGCUAUCUACAAUGCCGAAUGGACAACAACCUGAUGGCGCCCGACGAGAUGAAGAAUCUUGGUUACGACAACACUCCCGAAGCACUCGCCGCAAGUGCUGCCGCUGCUGCUGGUCAGUCAAAGAUGGAUGAUGCUACAAAGAAGGGCCCAGAGCGAGGGCAGAAGUAAGAGAAGGCAAGAUCACCUCAAGGCGGCGGCGGCUUGUAAGAGUAGGAAGAACAACACGGAUACCCAGGGCUGCAAUGCGCAUAACACAACAAAGAAGAGAAGAGACGGAAGACUGUUCAUACGCUACACUCAAUACUAUUGAUUCACAAUCACAGCUUGUCCUUCAGUCCGUCCCAGAGUCCUUGCAAAAAGACCGAAGCCGCAUACGCUCCGGGAUCUCUCGGUACAUCCUUCUCGCUGAUCUUGUCGCCAACGUACGUCGCCCUACCGUAGACUGCAGGCAUACCCUCAGUCUUGUCCGCACCCUUGACCGCUUCCGUCACUGCCGCCUUCAAAUCGCCCUGUUCCGACAAAGUCUCGCAAAAGGGGAUCAGUGUAU
Molecule: messenger RNA, 750 nt
Organism: Aureobasidium pullulans EXF-150
Lineage: Eukaryota; Fungi; Ascomycota; Dothideomycetes; Dothideales; Saccotheciaceae
Product: CHCH domain-containing protein
Exons: 2
Coding region: 27-371 (114 amino acids)
Biological process (GO): mitochondrial respiratory chain complex IV assembly
Cellular component (GO): mitochondrial intermembrane space
Source: RefSeq, a predicted model, not a curated record